Messenger RNA from Cajanus cajan (pigeon pea), 1262 nucleotides. The record is from RefSeq and is a predicted model, not a curated record. Lineage: Eukaryota; Viridiplantae; Streptophyta; Magnoliopsida; Fabales; Fabaceae.
ACAUGACAAUGGUUUGGAGUUGCUAACACAACACUACUAAACAUUGUUUUUGUUUAGAAUUAGAAUCUCAAUUGAGUCUUCACUUCAUCGUUUUUGUGAUUCUCUCUCUUCCUAUAAUGGCGGCACGCUUUCAAUCUGUAGCUAUCUGAAGCUGUGAGGCCAAAUCCUCUUCUUUCAUUUCCACCACGUGCUUAAAUUGCAAGUUGGAGCCUCCCCCUUCUGCUUCUACUUUAUGCCCUGCUUCAUUUGGUACUAUGCUGGUGUUCCCUAUAGGGAAAGAUGAAAUUGAAGUCUAAGAAAGGAUGGAAAUCUAUUGUACCUCUACAUUUGAAAGGAAAAUCAGCAACCCGUUUUUCUUUAUUUCGCAAAGUCAAUUCAGCUGGCUAUGGACCUGGGAAAACACCAGUUUAUCUGAAUGUGUAUGACUUAACACCCAUGAAUGGUUAUGUCUAUUGGGCUGGUCUUGGUAUCUAUCACUCUGGUGUAGAAGUUCAUGGUGUAGAAUACGCGUUUGGAGCUCAUGACUACCCAACGAGUGGUGUUUUUGAGGUUGAACCUCGACAGUGUCCAGGCUUCAAAUUCAGGAAGUCAAUAUUCAUAGGAACCACAUCUUUGGAUUCGAGUCAGGUUAGGGAGUUCAUGGAACGCCAGUCAGCAGGCUAUAAUGGUGACACAUAUCACUUAAUUGUUAAGAACUGCAACCACUUCUGCAAAGACAUAUGUUACAAGCUUACGGGGAAAUCAAUUCCAACAUGGGUAAAUCGACUGGCCAGGCUAGGUUCAAUUUGCAACUGCAUUCUUCCCGAAGCACUAAGGAUUUCUGCUGUGGGGCAUGAUCCUAAUUAUCAGCCUCGUGAUAGUGAAAAGAGAAGGCUUCGAAGUGGCUUCAAUUGCUUGUCCUCAAUCUCAAUGCGACAAAAGCACCUCUCCACAUCUUCACUGUUUCUACAGUCACCCUUAAGAGGCUGCUUGUCAUCAUCGUGGCCCUCGUGGGAAUUGAGAAAAUCCAUGAAUCGUUCCAUGAAAGAAAGGUAACUGAACUUUGAGAAGCUAGGAAAUGCACGAUUGUACGACUCUAGUUUAUGGUAGUCUUUUGUAAGUAGGAUUCGGGUUUCGUCACAUAACUUCAUUUUCUUGUCUUUUGCCCUUUAACUUUUCCUGUUUUUUAUUGAUUAUGGUGCGACGAUUUCCGUUGAUAUGGCUCAUUCUGUCAAUUUGCAACUAAGAAUGAUCCUUUCCAAGCUGUAGAAGAAACUUAUAAA